AUUUAUAUUUAUUUGCAGCAGAGCACCCAAAUAUCAUAUUUUAAUUAUUAUUAUUGCAGAGCACAUGUAUUUCUGAUUCAUCCACCCUUUUUGUUUUAUUUUACUUUUUUUUUUUCUUAAAAGGAAAAAAGAAAAAAAAAAAUAUUUGCAUGUGGAGGUAUAUAUGAGAUUGUGACCAAUAUUUUCUUGCUGCUCAAGGUUUUGUCUAUAGAAAAAUAAUAAAGGGUGCCUUUUGAGUGUAAAAGCAUACUGUUUACUCCUCAUAUAUUGGGGGAUUCAUCUUCUUGUUUAAACUCUUGAAGGUAAUCCUUGGAGUAACUGAUAAAGUUGCUACCAUGUGACCAGGAGGUCACGGGUUCAAGCAUUGGAAACAGCCUCUGGCAGAAAUGCAAGUGUCAUUCUUAAAUAUUGCAUACCAUCUAAAGUCCAAACAGUACUUGCCUUCAUAAAAAAUUUCAAGAGUGUCAGCUUUGGUAAAGGGGUACUUUGAACAUGGCAUUGGUAAGGGCUGCAAGGAGCAGCUUAAGGCGUUCCGGAGGUGUAAUUGGCAACUAUGCAAGUGAGAGAGAUGUAUUCUGUGAAGGCAUUUCAUCAUUGAGACAUCCCACGCCAAUUUUUGAAAAUGCUGUAAAAGGUUUCAAUUCAUCAUACAUUCCAAACAUGCAGAUGAUAAACCACUUGAAUUUUGGGAACAGAGGAAUGAAGUUUACCCCUCAAUAUCAGUUUCCACAUGCACCAGCUCACACGGUUGAGGGUUCUGAUUCAAAACAUGAAAGAUCCAGUUAUGCAAGCCUUGAAGCAACAAAACAGGGCGAAAAGCCUAGAGUAGUUGUUCUUGGCACUGGUUGGGCUGCUUGCAGGUUCCUCAAAGGACUAGACACUAACAUGUAUGAUGUUGUUUGUAUAGCACCAAGAAAUCAUAUGGUCUUUACACCUUUGCUUGCAUCUACUUGUGUUGGAACAUUGGAAUUCCGUUCGGUUGCUGAACCAGUUAGCCAGAUACAGAAAGCACUGGCAAAGGAUCCAAAUUCAUAUUUCUUCCUAGCAUCCUGCACCGGUGUUGACGCUGAUAAACAUGAAGUGUACUGUGAAACGGUUAGAGAUGGUAGAGCCUUUCGUGAGCCUUACAGAUUUAAGGUUGCAUAUGACAAGCUUGUCAUUGCUUCUGGAGCCGAACCUUUGACCUUUGGCAUAAAGGGGGUGCAUGAACAUGCCUUCUUUCUCCGUGAAGUACAGCAUGCCCAAGAAAUCAGGAAGAAGCUUCUUAUGAACUUGAUGCUCUCAGAAACUCCAGGCAUUUCAGAAGAAGAGAAAGAGCGCUUGCUGCACUGUGUUGUGAUUGGAGGUGGCCCUACAGGGGUUGAAUUCAGUGGGGAACUAAGUGAUUUCAUCAUGAGAGAUGUACGCGAACGUUAUGCUCAUGUAAAAAACUACAUUCAUGUAACCCUCAUUGAGGCUAAUGAGAUUUUGUCUUCAUUUGAUGUUGGAUUGCGGGAAUAUGCGACAAAGCAUUUGACCAAGGUUGGUGUCCGCCUUGUUCAAGGUGUUGUUAAAGAAGUACAUCCGGAUAAAAUAGUUCUCAGUGAUGGAAGCGAUGUUCCAUAUGGCCUUCUUGUUUGGUCUACUGGAGUUGGUCCUUCUGAAUUUGUUAAAUCACUAGAUUUUCCCAAAUCUCCUGGUGGAAGGAUUGGAAUCGAUGAAUGGUUGCGAGUUCCUUCUGUAGAAGAUGUGUUUGCAAUAGGAGAUUGUUCUGGUUAUCUUGAACAGACUGGUAAGCCGGUGCUUUCGGCUCUUGCUCAGGUUGCUGAAAGGCAAGGGAAGUAUCUUGUUCAAUUGUUCACCAACAUUGGGAAACAGAAUGGAGGCAAGGCUCUCUCUGCCAAAGACAUCUCUCUAGGAGAUCCAUUUGCUUACAGGCAUCUUGGAAGCAUGGCUACAGUGGGACGAUACAAGGCUCUUGUUGAUCUCCGCCAAUCUAAGAAUGACAAGGGCGUCUCAAUAGCAGGCUUCACGAGCUGGUUUAUUUGGCGCUCUGCAUAUCUGACUCGAGUUAUCAGCUGGAGGAACAGGUUCUAUGUGGCUAUGAACUGGGGCACAACAUUGAUCUUUGGCAGAGACAAUACUAAGAUAGGAUAAAGUAGCAUCUACUAGUAGGAUUUUCAUGUUUCUGAUCCAUUUUUUGAACACACAAUAACUUCUUAUCUUAGGUGUAUGUAAAACUUACUUAUCAUUUGGUGUAUGCAAUGAGAUAUUGAAUUACUAAUCCUUCGUAUAACAAUAUUUUCAAGCAA
This is a messenger RNA of Capsicum annuum, 2291 nucleotides long. Its product is annotated as internal alternative NAD(P)H-ubiquinone oxidoreductase A2, mitochondrial. The transcript is spliced from 10 exons. The coding region runs from base 493 to 2136 and encodes 547 amino acids. NCBI's taxonomy places the organism in Eukaryota, Viridiplantae, Streptophyta, Magnoliopsida, Solanales, Solanaceae. The record is from RefSeq and is a predicted model, not a curated record. Gene Ontology annotation, molecular function: NADH dehydrogenase activity.